This is a messenger RNA of Ananas comosus (pineapple), 1767 nucleotides long. Its product is annotated as protein indeterminate-domain 2-like. Bases 117 to 1490 code for a protein of 457 amino acids. The transcript is spliced from 4 exons. Gene Ontology annotation, molecular function: DNA-binding transcription factor activity. NCBI's taxonomy places the organism in Eukaryota, Viridiplantae, Streptophyta, Magnoliopsida, Poales, Bromeliaceae. The record is from RefSeq and is a predicted model, not a curated record. Gene Ontology annotation, cellular component: nucleus.
CAGCAAAGCCCUAGAAAAUCCAUGCAGUGUGAAAGUUCCUUUUAGAACAAGAACAAGGCAAUCCUCAUGAUGAGUUCCCCUUCUUCCAACUUGAGGAAAACUCGAGUUCCGAAAGAAUGUCCAACUCCUCCGAGGAAGAAUCCCACAACAAUUUGCAGCAGAAACCAAUUGUGCCAUCUUCAAGUAAAGGUGAGAGCGCGCCAACGGGAACGAAGAAGAGGCGAAGCCUUCCAGGAAAUCCAGACCCUGAUGCGGAAGUAAUAGCUCUCUCGCCACAUACACUCUUGGCGACAAACCGCUACAUAUGCGAAGUGUGCCACAAAGGUUUCCAAAGGGAUCAGAAUCUUCAACUCCAUAGGAGAGGCCACAACCUGCCAUGGAAGCUAAAACAGAGAAGCGGUACAGAAUCCAAGAAGAGGGUGUAUGUGUGCCCAGAGGUCAGUUGCACACACCACGACCCCAGCAGGGCUUUGGGGGACCUCACAGGGAUUAAAAAGCACUACUCGAGGAAGCACGGGGAGAAGAAGUGGAAGUGUGAUAAGUGCUCAAAGAGGUAUGCGGUUCAGUCGGAUUGGAAGGCUCACUCAAAGAUAUGCGGCACCAAGGAGUACCGCUGUGACUGCGGAACAAUUUUCUCGAGGAAGGACAGUUUUGUGACACACCGCGCGUUCUGCGAUGCAUUGGCAGAAGAGAACGCCAGAGUCAACCACAGCCUCACGACCAUGGUGGGAAAUUUGCAGAGCCAACCCCAAGACAUGCUUUCCCAUUCGAUGCCUAGUUUAAGUUCCUCAACUGCAGAUACGCUUAUGAACUCUUCUACUUCUGACCAGAAUCCUAACAACCCUCUUCGAUCUUUAUCACUGAAUCCACUAAUAGAAAGAAGCUCUGAGAUGUUAUCUAGCCAGAUCGCAUCAAAAGAUUCUUGGUUCCAACUAAGCGGAGGCGGUUCGAGCAGCCAUUAUAUGCCAAUGGGUUCUGCUUCUGCUUAUAUGUCUGCAACUGCUUUACUACAGAAAGCUGCAGAGCUAGGAGCAAAGGCCAGUGAUGAUUCGCUCUCGCCUAUACUUCUGCGAGGCUUCACCGGCUACUCAACCACUACAACUAGGUUUCCUCGGUCUGUGCAAGAGCCUGUCAAUGAUCACUUCGAAACUUCCGGAUUGAUGUGGAACGUUCCUAAUUUGGGCAAUCAAAGUACCUUUCAGACGAACUCAAAAGGGAAUAGAAAUGAUAAUAACACUCAUGAAGGAGAGAUGCAGCAAGGUAAUAAUUUUCAUCAAGAAAUAUCAAGGGAAAGAGAUGUGAGAAUGACCCAAGAUUUUUUGGGACUAGGGCCUGUUGGAACUAUUGGAAUAAGUGGUCAUAGCUACGACAACGACCCAGUAGUACUGAAUUAUUCUGAUGGACAGCAGGAGAAUCAACAGGAUAUCUAUUCUUAUCAUCAGAUGCCUCAUGGUUCGACCGCAUUGGAGAAACCAAUGUGGGAUUUCUGAAGUAGUUCAUUUUGUUCAUUUUAGCUCUUAUCCAAUGCGGGAAUUCUGAAGUAGUUAAUAUUAGCUCUUACAGUUGCUCUUGCCAUUUCCCAUAGAGUUUCUUAACUGGCUGUUGACAACCAGCAGUUCGAACAGUAAUCUUACACAUCCUAUUAGCACUAAAUAAUCCUGUCGGUGGUGUUUACAAUCAAGUGGAUUUCAAAUUGGAAGUUAAUUGGAGUAUUAUUCUUGUGAACGAAGAACAUUCAUUUGCCGAAUUGGAAAUCAAAUUGACUUA